CAGGGGCAGGACAGAGCCUACUAACAACCAGCCCAGCGGCGUCAUCCAAAAAGUGGGUUUUAACUUCGCUUUUACUCGCACCCUCAACCUCAACACUCUCUGAAACCCUACCCAGCUAACGCUUCCAAAAACGGCGACGCUUUCUCCGGCAAAUCUCAGGCAAAAUUUCAAACUACUGGUAGUCAGUUAGUUGUCCAAGUUUUCUUAAAGGACUAACCCAGCUACGGUGGCUUCUUGAAUUCACUCGCAUAUUCAAAUUUGACUGCAGAUAGCAGCAUGAUUGACAAAGUUUUCAAGCAUUGUGAGCACAAUGGGACAAUUGAUAAGCUAUCCAAGAAGGGUUGUCAAUGCUUUUGUCCCUGGAGUUGAGGAUUUGUAGUGUAGGUUUUCCUACGAUUCUCAUUUUGAUAUUACAAAUCAUAAUUGUGAGAGAGAUGGAGCAAACACAGUCAGGUAAUGGAGGAGCAGAAGCAGUUCUAAAUCUCGAACCCAGCUCUUCAAUUUCUAUUGCAUAUCACUCUCUAUUUGGUCCUCAUGAUGACCUGAUCCUCCUUGAGCUUGAUGAGAAACUUCUACCAGAUAUCCUUCAACAAAGGAUAACCUUAAGAGGACAACCUGAUGAAGAUGCAGUUCUCUGCACUGGGUCAAAAACUUAUGGUAUCAAGUUUGUUGGUAAUUCUAAUUCUGUAUUCCUUAUACCCCCUUCAGAUCAAACAGAAUUUUGUGAAAAUUCUUUAGAUUGUAAGAGGAAAGAUGAUGACCAACAAGGUGUUGCAUCUGUUAUCAAAGUCGCACCUGGUAACAUGGAACUUGUUGAAGUUGCUCCAAGACUUGACAAGCUUAAAUUGCUUCUCUCUGAGAAUCCUUACACGUUCCAGGAGGACUUGGAAAUGGAGGAUUUGGAGGUGGUAGAGAAAGGUAAUACAGGACUCUAUAAAUGGGAUGAUCUUGUUGAAAAGGUUCAAGCUAGUGAUGAGGAAUUGAGGUCUGAAUUACAGGCUCUUUCAGCGGUGGAGAUUGGUGGUUAUUGGAGAAUAGUUGAUGUGAAGUACAUGGACACAAUUCUGAGGAUGCUAUUGCACAAUUCAGUAAUAAAUGACUGGUCACUUGAUGCACUUAAUGAAGAUGAAGUAGUGAGUAUGCUAGAAUCAGAUGGGUAUCCUCACAAACUUGCACAUCAUUGUUUGCAUGUGUAUGGUAAUAAGGUGGAUGAGAAUUUGAGUAGGCAGGUGUGGAAAUUGGAUGAGAGGCGAGUAUGUGUGCAUUUUGCAAGGGAAAUUCUGAAAGAGGGGAAGAAGAAAAUGGAAAGUUUCAUGAAGGAGUGGAUGCAGAAGAUUCCAGAAGGGAUGCAAGCAAGCUUUGACAUGUUGGAAGGCGAAGUUUUGACAGAGAGGCUUGGUGUCGAGACUUGGAUUCGUGCCUUCAGUGUUUCUUCUUUGCCAUCUUCACCUGCUGAGCGUUUCUCCAUCCUUUUUAGAGAGCGGCCAAAAUGGGAGUGGAAGGAUUUACAGCCUUACAUCAGGGAUCUGAGUGUACCUGGUCUGUCUUCAGAAGGUUUGCUCCUCAAAUACACUCGAAGAUCACAACCAACCCAGGAUGCAGAACCAGUUUUCAGUGCAAGAUAGUUCGAACACAAUUUAUACAAAUCAGAGUAAGAUAGUCAGGUGCUCUAAAAGCCUUGGAUACUCAUAUUAUCCCAAAAAAAAAAAAAAAAUGGUGUCAUAAUAUUUCAGGUGCCUGUAUGCAUGUGCCCUUUUUAUAAAUGGUUUGAGAGAGUUAAGUCUUGGGAAUAGAACUUAAAAUCACCAACUUGUUAAUAUAGCCCAUAUGAUCCUAGCCAAUGUGUAAACUUAACUUUCUCUUUCACAAAGCUUUGUAGUGGUUGAAAAUCAUUUGAUGUCUCCUUAGAACAUCAUUAAAGUUAAAACUAGGACAUAUUGACAUAUUAACAUUUCAAAUUGAAUUAUCAAUGUCAUAACUAGGAGGUUUUUCCUGUAGGCCUCCUUA
Messenger RNA from Quercus lobata, 2007 nucleotides. Its product is annotated as zinc ion binding protein. NCBI's taxonomy places the organism in Eukaryota, Viridiplantae, Streptophyta, Magnoliopsida, Fagales, Fagaceae. Bases 348 to 1625 code for a protein of 425 amino acids. Gene Ontology annotation, biological process: maintenance of mitotic sister chromatid cohesion; mitotic sister chromatid cohesion. The transcript is spliced from 4 exons. Gene Ontology annotation, cellular component: chromatin; chromosome, centromeric region; Ctf18 RFC-like complex. The record is from RefSeq and is a predicted model, not a curated record.